Molecule: messenger RNA, 1472 nt
Organism: Cydia amplana
Lineage: Eukaryota; Metazoa; Arthropoda; Insecta; Lepidoptera; Tortricidae
Exons: 1
Coding region: 284-1219 (311 amino acids)
Source: RefSeq, a predicted model, not a curated record
AUUAAUUUUCUUAUCAGUCAGUUCGGUCUCGCUUAACUUACAGCGCAGUCGUGUUCCGAUUUAAUUGAAAUUAUUUUAAUACACCGAACAACCAAAACUAACCUUAUAACCGUGAUCCCUAAAGUUGACUUUUGCUUGGAAGUGUAUCCAUAAGUUGCGAGUGCACAGUGCGUGUGACCCUGCUCUUCACCCCCGCGCGUCGUGUGCGCCACCGGUCGCUAAGUUGUAAACAACUUAAGGAAUUCGGCGUCGUGUGGAAUCACCCGCAAUACCUACCUAAAUUAUGGGUACUCCUCGUACACCACCUAAAAGUGGCUCCCAGCCGGAUCUUCCCACCUAUAUAGACCAAGAAAAUCAUCACAUCACCUUACGGAAGAGAAGACACCCGGAUCUUGAUUAUGACAUCAAACAGGAACUUGCUGCCUUUAGACAGGAUAUGACAACCCUCCUUAAAGAAUUCACAAAUGAUUUUACUAACACGCAAGAUCAAAAGUUGGCCGGCAUGCGUGAGGAUAUAAGGUCUGAAAUUCGGGAGCAGCUAAGCGAAUUUAAAUCAUUGUCAGAGAGCUUGAAGGAGACACAAUCACGCGUUGAAACCAGUUUGUCUGAUUUUAAUACUAGAAUUACUACCGCCGAGAAGAAAGUUGCCUCAGUAACAUCUAUUACAAAAAAUCUCCAUGAAGCCCAGGAAACUAUCAAUCGGCUAGUCAUUGAAAACAAUUCAAGUAAACAAUUUUCAAUGCUUAAUAACCUGGAGAUCUCUGGCAUACCGUACUCCAAAGGUGAAAAUUUAAUGACUAUCCUUCGAGACAUAUGCGCCAAGGUCGGGUAUCAUCUGGGUGAAAGUGACGUCGACGUUAUUCACCGGGUGCGUCGCUUUCAAACGAGCCAGGAUGAAGCGCUAAAGAACAGCAGACCACCGGCAAUAAUUGCUAGAUUUACACAACGAUGCCAGAAAAAUGAAUUACUAGUUGCCGUUCGUGCGCGCCGUGGCCUGACAACGGCUGACAUCGGUUUGCCGGGGCCCGCUGCAGCUGUGUACGUCGGCGACCACCUGACCCCCGUUAACAAAUUACUCUUGAAGCAGGCUAGGCAAUUAAGAUUAGAGCAUAACUAUACUCACCUUUGGGUUCGUGAUUGUAAAAUUUUCAUUCGAAAAACCGACCAAAGUAAAGUUUUACUCAUUAGUAACGAAGCCGAUCUAAAAAAAAUAAAGUGACCAUUGUACUUUCAUUUAAUGUGGUACCUAUAUAAGGUUGUCAUAAUUAUUUCGGUGAACUUAUUUGCAUUAUCUACCUUCUUAACACCAUGUGUACUCACGAAAUGUUAUCACGAUGUCCCCGAUUAUUUGGUCGGUAUUUACGCUUGUUAUCUUAAAAACAUGUUUACCUAUGCACUUCAACGUUUUUUCCGUGUUCUAUUAAGCAAAUACCAUGCAUGCACGUCUUAUAAAUAUAAAUAUAUUACUGAUC